Ostrea edulis (European flat oyster) is the source of this 2133-nucleotide messenger RNA. Its product is annotated as zinc finger protein ZIC 4-like. The transcript has 2 exons. The record is from RefSeq and is a predicted model, not a curated record. Gene Ontology annotation, molecular function: DNA-binding transcription factor activity, RNA polymerase II-specific; RNA polymerase II cis-regulatory region sequence-specific DNA binding. Gene Ontology annotation, cellular component: nucleus. Lineage: Eukaryota; Metazoa; Mollusca; Bivalvia; Ostreida; Ostreidae. The coding region runs from base 283 to 1689 and encodes 468 amino acids. Gene Ontology annotation, biological process: central nervous system development; regulation of transcription by RNA polymerase II.
UUUCGAAACAAAAUAUUUCAUGGGGUCAAAAUGUUUACUCUAACUCAGCAGUAACCGUCAGCAGUUCCCCAGAAUCUCAGAAGUCGGAACAGUAGGGGACUCCCCAUAGCCCCGAUGACAGAAGUUUUAUCUGGGGAUCUCAGGGAGUCAACAGUAUCAAACACCACCAGGGACUCUGUUCACAAAAUUCAUCAUCAGCGGGAUUGUUUUCACUUUGUGUCAUUUUUACGUUUUGAAUGAAAUCGACCGAUUAACUGAAUUGGCAAAAUAGUUUAUUUGAAGAUGAUCAACCCAUUCAUGGAUUCCACCCCCCACCUACCACCUGGGGCCCUGAAGCUGAGUCCUCCCCACCACAUGAACGAUGGGGGGUUUGUGCACGGACAAUCAAACCAGUUUAGUCCCCCUUCCAGUGGAUAUGGGGUACCUCAUUCCCAUCACGUCAGCAGCUACACAGCCCGAGACUUCUUGCUUCGUCGUCCAGAUAUAACAAUUCCAGGACACGAUGGCAAUGGGAACGGACACGCAGGGAUGUUCGGAGCCUCCGGCAACCCCUUCCAUUCCCAUCCCUCGGAAACAUCUAGUCACAUGCUGCUGCCGGGACUUCAUGAUUCAGGACAUUACCCGGGAAGUCAUCAUGUUAAUGGGCGAUUUGGACUUCAUUCGGAGAUGUAUUCCCGUGCAGAACAGUACAACCAAAUGGCACCACCUCGCCAUGACCAUUUUUCUACCCCACAACCAUUCAACAUGCCCCCUAUGAAUGGGAUGAACCCCAUGAACAUGGGAGCCCAUGGACCAGGGGCGUUUUUCCGCUACAUGCGUCCCCCAAUAAAGCAGGAACACACGUGUUUGUGGAUAGACAAAGAUCAAUUGGAACCUAAAAAACCCUGCAAUAAAGUGUUUUCUACUAUGCAUGAGAUUGUGACACAUUUGACUGUGGAUCAUGUCGGGGGGCCAGAGCAGGCAGAUCAUGCCUGCUAUUGGCAGGAGUGUGCAAGAGAUGGUAGACCAUUCAAGGCCAAAUACAAACUUGUCAACCAUAUCCGCGUCCACACGGGAGAAAAACCUUUUCCCUGUCCAUUUCCGGGAUGUGGGAAAGUGUUUGCGAGAAGCGAAAAUUUGAAGAUUCAUAAAAGAACCCACACAGGUGAGAAGCCGUUUAAAUGUGAGUUUGACGGAUGUGAUCGUCGAUUUGCCAACAGUUCGGACAGGAAAAAACACAGUCAUGUGCACACGAGUGACAAACCGUACAACUGCAAGGUUAGAGGCUGUGAUAAAAGUUACACACACCCAAGUUCAUUGCGGAAACACAUGAAAGUUCACGGAAACAUUUCACCAAGUAUGGAAGAAAAAGAUUCAGACGACAGUCACUCUGAAGGGGAAGCUCAUCCUCCUCCUAGUCCGCCAUUAUCAAAACCAUUGCAAACCCCGAUCCCGAAUAACACCACAGGGAAUUCACAAUCACAGCAACAGACGACACCCGUUUCGUCAAUGUCGAGCCCGACCUUGCCACACGAAGGAAAUUCUAGUCUUCCACAUAAUAACACAACGAACCUGAGCGAAUGGUAUGUUUGUCAAGGUACAAACGGACCCCCGGGAUUGAGUGUUUCCCACACGAGCGAGCAAUCGCCUUUAAGCACUCUCAGUCAUCUUCAAAAUCUCCAACCACCUCCGAUUCUUCAGUUCUCUUGAGAAAUCGAUUUUUCACGUUAAGGAUUUUUUCAGAUCAUCGGUGUUAAAAUGAAAUCAUACUCACCUCCUGCAAAUAAUUCUACAUCUAAUGUUCGAUAUUUGUAUUUUAUUGAUCAGGUAUGAAUUUUCUGUCUUUUGGAUCCUUGAGAUUUCUUGAUCGGUUUGGGGGGAUUAUGAGAAUGAGUUGUAGCCGUGACUUAUCAAUGUGUUACAAACGAUUCUAGUGUUUUAAACCGACCGAGGGGAACGGAUUCUCACGGGUCUAUCCCCAGAUGUUGUAAGCCACAGAUAACUAUAUAUUUGAUUUAGGAUUAAGUUAUUUUCACAUUUCAUGUUAUUGUCAUUAAUCAAAUUAUACACCUGUAUGAUGAUAUGUGAUAAGUGAAUAAUUAUACCCAUGUACAACAUGGCUAAUAAUGUAAAUAAAAUUCCUACAAAAAUAUA